AACAGAAAGGGAUUCAAUUAGCAUUUAUUAUGGAGAGUAGAAAUAUUUUGCUCGGUGUGACUGGCAGCGUGGCUUCUAUCAAAAUUGGCGAAAUUGUGGAGAGAUUGCGAAGCGAUACGACUUUUAAAUUCGAGAUCAAAAUAAUAACAACAAAAAGUGCCAAACAUUUUAUCGAACGCAGUGAGAAACCGGUGACGGUGCCAAUUCUAAGUGAUGAAGACGAAUGGGAAAUGUGGUCGAAACGUGAUGAUCCAGUGCUGCAUAUUGAGCUCGGCAAAUGGGCUGAUGUUAUGCUGAUCGCACCGCUCGAUGCAAACACAUUGGCAAAAAUGGCAACUGGUGUCUGUGAUAAUUUAUUGUUAUGCACAACACGUGCCUGGAAUUUCGACAAGCCACUAUUCUUCUGUCCCGCAAUGAACACACGCAUGUGGGAACAUCCAAUCACUGCACAACAAAUUGCAACACUCACACAAUGGGGCCAUUUCGAAAUCAAAUGCAUCGCUAAGCGACUGAUGUGCGGUGAUACUGGAUUAGGGGCCAUGGAAACACCAGCCAAUAUUGUGCAAAGGGUCGUGGAAUUCUUGAAAAAGUCAUAAUCGAUGUGAGCAAGUGUCUAAAGAUAAAAAUGCAAAAAAUUAACAACAAAAAGAAAAAACAA
Sitodiplosis mosellana (orange wheat blossom midge) is the source of this 658-nucleotide messenger RNA. RefSeq names its product phosphopantothenoylcysteine decarboxylase (gene Ppcdc). The transcript is spliced from 2 exons. Gene Ontology annotation, cellular component: phosphopantothenoylcysteine decarboxylase complex. Gene Ontology annotation, biological process: coenzyme A biosynthetic process. The record is from RefSeq and is a predicted model, not a curated record. Lineage: Eukaryota; Metazoa; Arthropoda; Insecta; Diptera; Cecidomyiidae. Bases 30 to 596 code for a protein of 188 amino acids. Gene Ontology annotation, molecular function: FMN binding; phosphopantothenoylcysteine decarboxylase activity.